AUGCCCAGCCCCGGGCCGCGGGACUGCCGGCCGCUCCCUCUUUCGGGGGGCGCCGGGAUCCAGCCCCAGCGCUCCAGCCGCUCUCCAGGGCCCGCGUCCCCCGCCCUGCCGCCUGGCUCUGCAAAUCCAGGCCCACCCCGCGCGCCCGGACGCCUCGCGUCCUCCUUUUCCGUGGAGGCCAUCCUGGCCAGACCUGACCCCCGCGCGCCUACCACCUCCCCGCUGUCAGUCUCCGCUGGCGCCCACGGGGGCCUCUGGAACGUGCCCUCCAGGCCUCCCGCCCAGGCUCUGCCCGGGGCGUGCCCGCCGACGCGGCUGCCCGCCUGCCUGAGCGCGGGGCUGCACCAGCCGUGCCCCCAGCCCCCUGCGCUGCGGCCCCUCGCCUCCCACUUCUGCGGCCUCCAGGGUCUCAGCGUCACAGGCUUGGAGCUGGUUCACUGCCUAGGCCUCUGGGAUCCUCAAGACUGGGCCCAAGCUCAGGACCUUCAGGACACUGAGAGAUCCCAAAAGAGGAUUCGAACCAUGUUUAAUUUGGAGCAGCUGGAAGAACUGGAGAAAGUGUUUGCAAAGCAGCACAAUAUAGUGGGGAAGAAGAGAGCUCAGCUGGCAGCCCAGCUCAAGCUUACAGAGAACCAGGUGAGGGUCUGGUUCCAAAACCGAAGGGUCAAAUAUCAGAAGCAGCAAAAGCUGAAAUUGCCAGCUACAUCUGCCGUGGCUGCCUCCCCAGAUGAGCCCUCCAGCAGCUCUGACACCAGCAUCCAGAGAGAAGACGCCGAGUCAGGAGUGGACAGCUGAGGACUGCAACAAAGGCUCAGUCCAAGCUGGGCUAGUUCUUCCUGGAAGCACCCAUCGGACCUCCUUGUUUCAAUUCUUAAUGAAGAGCUUGUCAGGUCAAAGGGCACCAGGAGAAUCUGAACUGUAAAGCAGGAGCCCUCUUUUUCUGUAUCGACCCCUGGGAGCUGUAAUAAUGCAAAUAGUCACAGGUACAGACUUUGGCCUUCAGCUAUGUCCUUGGCCAAGUUACUGAAUUUCUGAAGGUUUCCCCCCCACUGGUAGAAUGGGUAUGUUGAUAACUUUGACCUCCCAGGGCUGAGAUGAUGUCUGUAAAACACUUAAGAGUGUGCCAGGCUCAGCACUAAGUGUGCAGUUAGUACCAAGGCUUAUAGGUCUCCUUCACCUGUGGGAGUAUUACCUCAGCCCCCGCCUCUCCAGAGAGUAAUCUUUGCCUGACCUGGCUGUAGAGGAGAGAGGGCCUCCCUGAAUCAGCAGCUGGGCAUUGCAGACUCUUCCCCACUGGAAAUGGUAGAAUUGAGAGCGAAGAAGGAAGGGUAGACCAUUUAGCCCACUUCCUCUCACAGAAUUUCCUGAAGGUUUUUAGUUUCGUCUGAACUGCUACCACUCAUAGAAGGAACUCAGGCCCUGCUGCCCCUUGGAGCAGACACGCUAUCCUGAACACCAUCUUUUUCCCUCUAGCUACUCGACUUGACCCCCUAGCCAUCUUUAUAUCGAGUAGAGAGAUUUAACUGCGGCUUUGCCAAAACUGGCAUUUUACCAUAAAUUCUGCUGUAUUAUUACCCCAACCCCUUCACAACCAGUUCUCAUGGCUUCCAUUCCUUCCCGGGAACCACUCCGUUUCUCUCCAAUAAGUGUAUAUUAUAGCCUCCCCUUGUGAAGUCCGCCACCAACAUUUCCAGAGCUAAUUUCUCUAGCACUUCACAUUUCCUGGCGGGCCUCUGUUGAGGGUAUUCCCUUAGAAUACAGUAUGACUUCUGGGUGUUGAGAUGAGCUGGUGGAAGGAGGUGUGCCCUGCCACCUGGUGGUGAGAGAGAGCACGGUCCACGCUGCUCUUCAGAGUUCUUGAGGGAGGGAGAAAAGGUAGGGAGCAGCGGUCCUUGGAAAACUAUCUGUCCCUGAGGCAGUGGACCAUCGUCUCAAGGAUACCAGGCUGCAGCUGGAGGGAAGGGGGAGGCCACGGCCCAGCUUCAAGAGCCUUCUGUUCCUGUCUUCCAGGAAAUCCUUCCUAAAGCUGGAUCCAGUCAACU
Molecule: messenger RNA, 2042 nt
Organism: Capra hircus (goat)
Lineage: Eukaryota; Metazoa; Chordata; Mammalia; Artiodactyla; Bovidae
Gene: NOTO
Product: notochord homeobox
Exons: 3
Coding region: 1-795 (264 amino acids)
Biological process (GO): central nervous system development; neuron differentiation
Molecular function (GO): DNA binding
Source: RefSeq, a predicted model, not a curated record